UCAUGCAAGCGCCAACCCGCCUGGCCACCUUACAAUCGCACACACCCUGCGCUUUUUGUUUUGGUUGAUGAGUAAUCUUUAAGAAACUCCGUCAUUCUUCGUAAUUGAAUCUUAAAGCUAAGAAAUCCUUAAACAUGGACUGGUUAUUCGGCAAGAAGAUCAGCCCCGAUGAGAUGCUGCGCAAGAAUCAGCGGGCGCUGAACAAAGCAAUGCGAGAUCUGGACCGCGAGCGGAUGAAAAUGGAGCAGCAGGAGAAGAAGAUCAUUGCGGAUAUCAAGAAGAUGGCCAAGGAGGGCCAAAUGGAUGCCGUGAAGAUCAUGGCCAAGGAUCUGGUGCGCACACGGCGGUAUGCCAAGAAGUUCAUGCUGAUGAAGGCGAACAUCCAGGCGGUGUCCCUCAAAAUCCAGACGCUCAAGUCCCAGAACACAAUGGCACAGGCCAUGAAAGGUGUUACGAAGGCCAUGCAGAACAUGAACCGCCAACUGAAUCUCCCGCAAAUCCAGAAGAUCCUGCAGGACUUCGAAAAGCAGUCGGAAAUGAUGGACAUGAAGGAGGAGAUGAUCAACGAUGCUAUCGAUGACGCCAUGGAGGACGAGGGCGACGAGGAAGAGACAGAUGCUGUUGUGUCCCAGGUGCUGGACGAACUGGGUCUGCAAUUGGGUGAACAGCUGGGUGACCUACCUUCUGCCUCCGGUUCCCUUUCCAUAGCUGGCGGCGCUGGCGCCCAAAAAGCACAGGCUGUGGCAGCCGGUGGCGUUGGCGGCGGUGGAGCCGCCGGCGGAGGUGGAGCUGGUGGAGGCGGCGCAGGUGGACCGGGUGCUCCCGGUGGCAGUGGGGCCUCAUCGCCCAUGUCCGAUGCCGAUGCGGACCUGCAGGCGCGCCUGGAUAAGCUGCGCAAGGAUUGAGGCGAUCCCAAGAACCACUGCCUGUCCAUUUUAUGUAAGAUCCACUAUCCGUUUGUAUCUCCCAGAAGCGAAUGUUAUAUUAAAGAGAAUGCUUGUGAUUUUCGUUCCCUGCGUGUUUGAAAAA
Messenger RNA from Drosophila erecta, 1029 nucleotides. RefSeq names its product charged multivesicular body protein 2a (gene Vps2). The transcript has 2 exons. The coding region runs from base 135 to 905 and encodes 256 amino acids. The record is from RefSeq and is a predicted model, not a curated record. Lineage: Eukaryota; Metazoa; Arthropoda; Insecta; Diptera; Drosophilidae. Gene Ontology annotation, cellular component: multivesicular body; ESCRT III complex. Gene Ontology annotation, biological process: late endosome to vacuole transport; protein transport; endosome transport via multivesicular body sorting pathway.